AUAGAGGAGAAGAGUAAAAGAAGCUCCGGGAAGGUGUAUACACACCGAUUGCUUCGGUAAAUCGCGAUAAUGUACGACUAUUGCGAUAGUCGCGCGUGGGAUAAACACGUCUCCUCUUCCCGGUUAAGGGAAAUCAUAUCCGAUGCCGGAGGACCUUUCGGCGCAAUCGCACGUAUCCUCGGUGGAAUGGGCACGGCGCCACCGUGCCAGGAUUUCAGAGAGCUUUUUCGUGUCCCCCGCGAGGAGCAAAUUUCAGUGCUUGGCCCGCAACCGUAUCGCGUUGCCCCAAACUUUAACUCCUCCGCGCGAUCGCUCCCAAGUCGCGUGGAUUAAUAAAAAGAAAACAAUCGAUGAUAUAUACGACAGCGAUAGCCGUCGGAUUAAACUCUGAAGAGAUCACUAUAUUUUCUCUGACAUGACAGUAUUUUUAAUAUAUCGAUAAUUUUCGUAAUAAAAUAACCGAGGAAUCGAUCGUAUAAAAAAAGUGAGAGGACUGGAUUAAUUAUGUUUGUGGUAUUUUUUCAUAAAAGGAGUGUCAACGACCUUUCGCGGUAAUAUUUCCGCAUGUGAGGAGCGCGAACGAGAAUCCGGUGAGGGUGAGGUGACGCGGCAUUAUGCCAACGAUCGGCGUGAUCCCGCGGGUGCUUUUCGAAGGACCGCGAAUGGAGAGUGAUCGUUUGUAUCGAACGGUGGUGGGAAGGUCGCUGUCAAACGCAGAGCGGCGCGCGUGAAUUAGAUUAGAGAAAUGAGUGCGAAGUGAAAAAUGGUCCCGUUCCACGGCAUGGUCCUCCUGCUCCUGGGAAUCGGAUACCUGUUACACGCCGAACCACUUUACGGCGAACGCGGCAUCGCGUUUUUGCAUCUCAACAACGAUACAUUUGGAAAGGGGGAAAAGUCGCAGCGCGGCACAAAGAAGACUUAUUUUUUCAAAGAUUCCCCGCAAAAGUUAACGGUGGCCAGAGGUCAGGCCGCAGUGCUAUUCUGUCGCAUUAAGAAUUUGGGAAAUAGAACUGUAUCUUGGAUCCGAAAGAGGGACCUACACAUCUUGACGUCCAUGUUCGCGACUUACACGAGCGACGCGAGAUUUACGGUAGUCAGCAAUCCGGAAACCGACGACUGGAAUCUGCGAAUAGAUUACGUGCAACCGCGGGAUGCCGGCAUUUACGAGUGUCAGGUUAAUACGGAACCGAAGAUAUAUAGAGCCGUGACUCUGAAGGUUUUGGAUAUACAGGCGAAGAUCACGGGUCCCCAGGAGUUAUAUAUCAAGAAAGGUAGUACAAUCAGCCUGACCUGCAUCAUAGAACUACAGGAUCUGCCUCCGAGCAACGUGACUUGGUAUCAUGCCGGUGCAGUGAUCGAUUUCGACGGUCCAAGGGGUGGCGUAUCGCUGGAGACCGAGAAGGGUAAACGGGGCACCACGAGCAAGCUCUUAAUAACGCGCGCUCAAUUUAACGAUAGCGGUAAUUAUACAUGCGCUUCGAGCAAAGUCACCCCGGCAAGCGUCAUGGUGCACGUAUUAAACGGUGAGCAAAAUAUCGCGGCGGUGGCAAUAUCGGUAGCGGGAGGGUGGCAGGGAGGGAGGGAGGAAGAUUUGCGACAGUUAAUUUCGAAAUUCUCUUUUAGCGAGCGAGCGAAGCGUAACGUCGCGAAAUUAUUCCCAGAGCACUUUGCAAUAAGGAGAAUAUUUGUUUUACUCAAAUCUCCCGCGUCUCUCUCCUCGCUCUCUUAAUUGCAUUAAAACUCUUGUAAAUAAUGCCGUCCGCGUGCGUUCAAAUAUUAAACAUCACUUAUAUACGGAUUAUUUUGAUUCUAUCGAUACUUUAACAAUAUAAUAUCCCGAAGACUUUAAUAAAAAAAAUGUUUAAAAUUUAUUUCUUAACUUCUAUUGUACAUGAUGAUUUUCUGACAGAUGUCAAGGAAUAUAUAUAUAAAUUUUUAUCAAGACUUUUUCAAGCAUUUUGAGACAAUUAAAAAUGCGAUAUUGUGACUCAUGUGUGACCAGGAAUAGAGCAAAAAGAAUGUGUGACCUAUAAAAGUUAAUUAUGUAAAAACUUGGUAGGGUGUGUGAAGCACGAUUUAUCGUUCAAUAAUGAACAGGCGACGUUGCGCCAUGCGUUCGUUCGCUGCAAGAUAUAUAAUGAAUAUUUACCGCGAACGUAUCAUUUAGCAACGAUAAUUGUGUGUACACAAAUUAUUUAAUGAUAAUUUCAGAUGUAGCGUUAUAUCUAUUUGUUUCUCUAAUGAAUACCAUUAUUGCAUAUUCGGAAUUUAAUAACGAAAGAGAUGAUGUAUCCUCGGGACGAUCCGUUUAUUUUUGAGGAUCCUCAAGCGCAAUUCCUUUUAUGUUCUACCGUCCCGCUGCCGCACUUUCGUAGAGCCGUUAAUAAAUUUAAUGUUUGUUAGCGAGUACUCGAGAAAAAUUGACGAGAUUGGGCUUGUAAAGAUUCGAAGGAGGGACACAAAAGCGAUACGUAAGCCGUCUGGCGUAAUUCUCUUUUACAGGGGAACAUCCCGCUGCGAUGCAACACGGCGGAACUGGCGAUGUAAAUAGACGACUCGUUCUGCUCGUCCUGAUUUUUCUCGUCGAUACGAUGUUUCGGUGAAUCGAUCUUGGCGCCACCGAUCUCCUGAAAAUAAGUUACUCCCGAAUUAGCAUCUCUUAAGAUGCCUUCCUGAAAAUGAGAGUAAUCAACGAGAUAGCGUAUAAUUUACAGUAAGAGCAAAUUUUCUUUUUAUUGAACGCAAAGAUAUCGGUCAAAGUAUGUGUUAAUGCUAAUUUAGGAUCAUCUACGUAUGUUUGUUUGAAAAGCCCAAAGAAUUUUCAUCCAAUCUCUAAUGUAUGUGAAUUGCGAGAUUUAAUAAACCAUCUUAAUAUUAGAUUCUUUGGGUUUCGUCGCUCAAAUAUCUUUAUCCGAAAUGUCAGUACGAAUGUAAUAUGUAUGUAAUAUAAUAAAC
Messenger RNA from Cataglyphis hispanica, 2955 nucleotides. Its product is annotated as inactive tyrosine-protein kinase 7-like. NCBI's taxonomy places the organism in Eukaryota, Metazoa, Arthropoda, Insecta, Hymenoptera, Formicidae. The coding region runs from base 764 to 1729 and encodes 321 amino acids. Gene Ontology annotation, biological process: synapse organization. The transcript has 5 exons. Gene Ontology annotation, cellular component: neuron projection membrane. The record is from RefSeq and is a predicted model, not a curated record.